AUGAAUACACCAGUUUUCGUUUUAAAUACAAAUGCAAAGCGUGAGAAUCAAAAAGAAGCACAACAAGGUAUAUUUUUAGCAGUUAAAGCAGUUGCUAGUAUUGUUCGUACUUGUUUGGGACCAAAGGCAAUGUUAAAGAUGAUUUUGGAUCCAAUGGGUACUACUGUUGUCACCAACGACGGUAAUGCAAUUCUUCGUGAGAUCGACGUCACUCAUCCAGCUGCCAAAUCGAUUAUCGAGUUGUCACGUGCACAAGAUGAGAAUGUCGGUGACGGAACUACAUCGGUGGUCAUCUUGGCCAGCGAGGUACUCACCUCUUCGGAGCCAUUGAUAGAGAAACGCAUUCAUCCAACCACCAUCAUCAAGGCUUUUCGUAUGGCAUUGGACGAUGCCCUCACCUACAUGGAUCAAUACUCUUUGAAAAUCGACACAAAGAAUCGUCAGGAACUCCUCAAGGUCAUCCAAUCUUCCAUCGGUACUAAAUUCAUCAACAAAUGGAGCAAGCUCAUGUGCGACCUCUCAUUGGAUGCCGUCUUGACCGUUCACACUCGUCAAGAUGAUCGUGAAGAAAUCGAUAUUAAAAGAUAUGUUAAAGUUGAAAAGAUUCCAGGUGGUGAUGUAACAGAAUGUAGAGUAUUGAAGGGAGUUUUAUUAAACAAAGACGUCACUCAUGCAAAGAUGAAAAGAAUGAUUAAGAAUCCAAGAAUCGUUUUGUUGGAUUGUGCUUUGGAAUAUAAGAAGGGUGAAUCAGAUACAACUGUCGAUAUCACCAAUGAAGAUGAUUUCACUGCACUCUUGAAGAUCGAAGAGGAAUACGUUCAAAAGAUCUGUAACGAUAUCAUAAAGUUGAAGCCAGAUUUGGUGUUCACAGAGAAGGGUGUUUCCGAUUUGGCACAGCACUACUUUGUAAAGGCUGGUAUCACUUGUUUGCGUCGUCUCAAGAAGACCGAGAACAAUCGUAUCGCGCGUAUCUCUGGUGCCACCAUCGUCAGCAGAACCGACGAACUCCAAGAGUCUGACAUCGGUACCGACUGUGGUCUCUUUGAGAUCCGUAAGAUCGGUGACGAAUACUUUACAUUCUUGGAGGAAUGCAAGAAUCCAAAGGCCUGCACCAUCUUGUUGCGUGGUGCCAGCAAGGAUAUCUUGAAUGAAGUCGAGCGUAACAUUGCCGACGCCAUGUGUGUCGCUCGUAACGUCGUUUUGGAUCCACGUUUAGUUCCAGGUGGUGGUGCCAUCGAAAUGGCCAUCUCACAGGCACUCUCUGAGAAAUCAAAGUCGAUCGAGGGUAUCUACCAGUUGCCAUACAAGGCCGUCGCUCAGGCACUCGAGUGCAUCCCAAGAGUUUUGGCACAGAAUUGCGGUGCCAACACCAUUAAAUUGCUCACUGAAUUGAGAGCUAAACACGCUGUAAAUCCAACUGAAAACAAUACAUACGGUGUCGAUGGAGACAAAGGUACUGUCGUUGACAUGAAGACCUUGGGUAUCUGGGAUACUCAUGCCGUCAAAGUUCAAACCUUAAAGACCGCCAUCGAAUCUGCAUGCACAAUGUUGAGAGUAGAUCACAUCGCCUCUGCUGUUUCCAAGAAGGGUGACGGACACGGUCAUUAA
Heterostelium album PN500 is the source of this 1608-nucleotide messenger RNA. RefSeq names its product T-complex protein 1 subunit gamma (gene cct3). The transcript has 3 exons. Gene Ontology annotation, biological process: protein folding. The record is from RefSeq and is a predicted model, not a curated record. Lineage: Eukaryota; Evosea; Eumycetozoa; Acytosteliales; Acytosteliaceae. The coding region runs from base 1 to 1608 and encodes 535 amino acids. Gene Ontology annotation, cellular component: chaperonin-containing T-complex. Gene Ontology annotation, molecular function: ATP hydrolysis activity; ATP binding; ATP-dependent protein folding chaperone.